Theobroma cacao (cacao) is the source of this 2280-nucleotide messenger RNA. RefSeq names its product SOS3-interacting protein 1. Gene Ontology annotation, molecular function: protein serine/threonine kinase activity; ATP binding. Lineage: Eukaryota; Viridiplantae; Streptophyta; Magnoliopsida; Malvales; Malvaceae. The record is from RefSeq and is a predicted model, not a curated record. Gene Ontology annotation, biological process: protein phosphorylation; signal transduction.
CGAUUAUCGUUUCGUGUGAUCAGAAGAUUGGGUCUGAUUGGUUGUAACAGAGGGGAUCCGAUGAUUCUUAGUUUGAUCCUGCUCGCACGAGAGCUUAACACCUUCUCUUGAUUAUGUUUUUCUCAAGAGAAAAAAUUGAUCACUUAACUUGUUAGCCAAACCUCUAAUCUUUAUUUUCGAUCUUUCGUCGAAAGAGCUUCCAGAUAAGAAUAUCAAAGUUUGAGAUCAGUGUUCGUAUGCCUACACACAGAAAAGAAAAGGCUUCAGUUUCGAUUUGUGACAACUGUUUGCUAAAAUUUGAUUGAGGGUCCUUCAAUUGUCCUUUAAUACAUACUUUUAGCAUUCUGAAGUUAGUUUCCAAAAAGAUAAAAAGGCCUGGGAAUGCUGAAAGAUGUACCUCAUCGUUCCAAACUCUAUCUUUGAAGUUCAUGAGCUUACAGCUUUUCGAGGCCUGACCUUUCUCGUCUUUGAUGAGAUUGGAGCUAUUGAUCAUGGUUCACUAACCCUCCAAGCACAGAAGCAGGACAGGCCUGUAAGUUUUUCUAGAGUGCCUUAUCUGGUAAUGCAUGAUCUUUGUGGAGACGGUUGAGCUCAUUCUAUUACCAAUAUCUCCUGCUCUGUAAAUUACGUAACUUGUGCUUGCGGGGGUUAGUUGAUAGCUCUUUAUAUUAGGUUUAGCUUGGAAUGGAAAAUAAACCGAGUGUGUUGACACAAAGAUAUGAAAUUGGGAGGUUACUAGGCCAAGGUACCUUUGCAAAGGUUUACUAUGCAAGGAGCAUCAGAACCAACCAGAGUGUGGCCAUCAAAGUGAUAGACAAAGAAAAGAUCCUGAGGGGUGGGUUGAUUAAUCAGAUCAAGCGAGAGAUUUCUGUGAUGAGAAUUGCUAGGCACCCUAAUAUUGUGCAGCUUUAUGAGGUAAUGGCCACCAAAACUAAGAUUUACUUUGUUCUGGAAUAUUGCAAAGGUGGAGAGCUCUUUAACAAGGUUUCCAAGGGAAGACUAAAAGAGAAUGUUGCAAGAAAGUAUUUUAUACAGCUGAUCAAUGCGGUUGAUUUUUGCCACAGUAGGGGUGUUUAUCACCGGGAUAUAAAGCCAGAGAACCUAUUAUUGGAUGACAAUGAGAAUCUAAAGGUCUCUGACUUUGGGUUAAGUGCCCUAGCAGAAUGCAAGCACCAAGAUGGCCUGCUUCACACUACUUGUGGUACCCCUGCGUAUGUUGCUCCUGAAGUGAUCAACAGAAAAGGUUAUGAUGGAGCAGCAGCUGAUAUUUGGUCUUGUGGUGUGGUUUUAUAUGUCUUAUUGACAGGUUAUCUCCCAUUUCAUGAUUCAAAUUUGAUGGAGAUGUACAGAAAAAUUGGCAGAGCAGAGUUUAGAUAUCCUAGCUGGUUCCCUCCAGAAGCACGCAGGCUGGUGUCUAAGAUGUUGGAUCCAAACCCCAGUACUAGGAUUUCAAUGUCUAAGAUUAGGGGAAGUUCUUGGUUUAAGAAAGGACUGAAUGCCGAACAAAAAAAACCUGAAACUGAAAACGGGCAAGUUUCUGUGGAUAUGGGUGCCUCUGGUCCUUGUGGGACUAGCAAUGUUGAUGCUGAGACUAAACAAGAAUCAGUUCAACCUCCAAACAUAAAUGCUUUUGAUAUCAUCUCCCUCUCCGCUGGGUUUGAUCUGUCAGGAUUGUUUGAGGGAAUGUCUCAAAAGAGAGAAACAAGAUUUACAUCUAGACAACCUGCCUCAGUCAUCAUCUCUAAGCUGGAAGAAGCUGCUAGACGUUUGAGAUUAAAGGUGAAAAAGAAGGAUGCAGGUCUGCUGAAAAUGGAAGGGCUAAAGGAGGGUAGAAAGGGGAUCUUGUCCGUUGAUGCGGAGAUCUUUCAAGUGACUCCAACUUUUCAUUUGGUGGAAAUUAAGAAAUCUAAUGGAGAUACAUUGGAAUAUCAGAAGAUAUUGAAAGAAGAAAUGAGGCCUGCUCUCCAAGAUAUUGUUUGGGUUUGGCAGGGUGAUCAACAACAGCCGUUGCAGCAGCAGGAGCUACAACAAGAGGAACAGCAGCAGCUUCAACAACAGAAUGAUUCUAGCACUACCUCGGGCAGCAGCUUGGACAACCGUUCUUAAAUUGCCAAUUUAUCAUGAUUUCGUAUGUUUGUACAUUGCCAUAGUACACUUGUUUUUAGCUCCAGUUUUGUUCUUCCUGUGAGUGUAUUACACCGGUUUCAGUAAAAUUAGUGUUUUUUUAGCAAACGCAACUGAUGGCUGACUACCAUUUUACAUCGCACUAUUUGUACAACA